GUUGUCAUAUUCGUUGGGCCUUUUCAAGUUAUAGGUACACUAUGGAACUUAUGUCAAAAUGUACAAUUGUGUGGCUGUUCAUUGCCAUUGCUGUAGCAUUUAUACAAUCAGCAGUGUUCAAGUGCUGGAUGGAUAGUGGAAACUCAGUGAUUGAGUUUCAGUGCAAGGACACAGAGGCUGUUGGUACCAAGUGCCCUGUUGUUUGUUCAGCCCUGAACACAGACUGCUAUCUCUAUCAUGCCUCAAAAGAUCUUGUCAGGGUAACUGAAACAGAAGAUCAGAAAAUAGUACUCAAGCACAAAGACAUUCCCAUGUUAACCAAAGAGUAUACACAGUCUCUGCUGCCUGUGGACGAGGAGCCUCCAGAAGUCUUCCAAGAUAUGCUUCAGGGCUUGGUGGCUUUUGAACUCAACGGCAGGGACAAUCUGGAUAUUCUGUCUCUGCUCUGGCCCUGGCAUAACUCAUCCUCCAUCAUCACUGGGCAGAACAGCCAACUCUUGGAGCAGAUUGUCAGGUUUGCUCACAAUGAUGAGUACAAGCUAAUGCAGCUCUACAGUGAUCUCCAGCUUUUCCCUAGAGUACUUGGGACAUGUGGCGACAUCUAUGUAGUAGAACACAUGACUCUUCUGCUCGAUAGACCCCUGCUGGACCUUUUCCCAGCCCUAACGGACACGUGUCACGUGACACGCAGCGCCCGGCGCAUCCUCCACUACUUGCUCCACCUCUCUUCCGUCCUGCCUCUUCACCUCUGCGACCUGCAGUGGGGCCACUUCGGGGCUGACAGCGCGGGACGAGUCCGCUUCGUCGAUCUGGACGCCGCCUUCAGCGCGGAGAAGAUGGCCGCCACGCAGCGAGAGACGGUCUGCUCGACCGACGAGGACUGCGACUUUUUCGACUGUCGCGGCACGUGCGAUGUCGCCCAGGGCCGCUGCCUGGGCGGCGUCAGUGAUAACGUCAGCAACCUGUGCCGCCAGCUGGUGUGGGCGCGGGCGCCGCUGCUGGGCGCCCAGCGCCGGCUGGGACUGUUGGCAGCCGUGCUGAGCGAGCAGCAGGCGGAGCUGCUGGAGCGCUGCGCGCGCAGCCGGACGGCGGAGCACGCGCAGCAGGUGGCUGAGGUACUGGAGGAGCUGGAGCGGCGCACCUGUGCUGAGCCGGAGUGGGAGACGCGAGAUACCGAUACUGACGAGUUUUAAACUGUGAGUAGUAGAGGCGUUAUCGUACAGUGUGUUGACUGUUACCCGUGGCAGGCUCUUCGCUUGAUUCAGAGACUGAGUGAAGCUCCUUUACUGAGUGGGUGAAUAGUGACUGCAUGAUUCGCGAAAAGUUUGUCUGUCUUUGUGCUCGUUUGUACCGCUGUGUUCAAGGAAUGUGUCCAGAUCAUGAAAUAGUUCGAAAAAGUCUUAGUCUUCCAUUGCCUCAUGAUACUGGGGAACUUUUGUUGUCGAGACUUUUACAACUCACGAUCUCUGUGGUCUGCCGUAGCAUAGGUGAGCAAGCAUUGGCUAGUCCAACAUAAGUGUGAUAAUAUGUAGAUUCGAAGGAUUGUUGCCUUGAAAGGAAUAUGUGGCAUUAAGUGUUUGCCUUCAUGUUGUCGAACAGUCAUGCUCUAUUAUGGUCAAUACACUGAACAAAACAA
Amphibalanus amphitrite is the source of this 1636-nucleotide messenger RNA. RefSeq names its product divergent protein kinase domain 1C-like (gene aln). The record is from RefSeq and is a predicted model, not a curated record. NCBI's taxonomy places the organism in Eukaryota, Metazoa, Arthropoda, Thecostraca, Balanomorpha, Balanidae. The transcript is spliced from 2 exons. Bases 42 to 1193 code for a protein of 383 amino acids.